UGAUUAGUUAUCUUUAUAAAAGAGGUGUGGACCAGGUAAUGUACUGAGUGUUGCAAUGAGCUCCGGUUGUCUUUAUAAACGAGGUGUGCAUCUUCGAGGGGAAGACAUCUGCUCAGUCACUCAUACAGUAAACUAUACAAAAGUUUCCUUCAAAGGCAAACGGACAUCUAUCUCAACAAUGAUGUUCAGCUUGAUGCUGGCUCUACUGGUCCCCGUGGCGGUACAGUCCUCCCUGCAUCCAGUGGACUGUAACGAGGUGUACCAAUCAGGUUCUGGACAGAAUGGGGUUUACACUAUUUAUCCUGCAGGAUCCACCUCACCUGUCCAGGUGUUCUGUGAGAUGUCGAUGGACAGUGCACAUCCAGGAAAGUGGACGGUGAUUCAAAACAGACAGGAUGGAUCAGUCAACUUCCACAGGAAGUGGGAUCAGUACAAGAGUGGGUUUGGGAGCGCAGCUGGAGAGUACUGGCUGGGACUGGAGACGAUGCAUCUUCUGACUAUGAAAAAGACCUAUGAGCUGAGGGUGGACAUGGAGGACUUUGAGGGGAAGAAGGUCUAUGCUCAGUACUCCACCUUCUCUGUUGGACCGGAGGCUGAAGGGUACCUGCUAAAGCUGGGUUCAUUCAAAGAUGGAGGAGCAGGUGGGUGACAACUUAUAUUGUCC
Messenger RNA from Salvelinus sp. IW2-2015, 664 nucleotides. Its product is annotated as microfibril-associated glycoprotein 4. Lineage: Eukaryota; Metazoa; Chordata; Actinopteri; Salmoniformes; Salmonidae. Gene Ontology annotation, biological process: elastic fiber assembly. The record is from RefSeq and is a predicted model, not a curated record.